GUGAGUUCGCAGCACGCAAAUACGCGAGAGGGUCGACGCGGCCAAAACCAAAACAAAUAUUUUCGCAUAACCGCUAGUUUGAGGAUAGCUGAAUAAUUCAGAGCAAAAUCGCUCCAAAAAUUUUUAGUCAGGCCUAGUCAUUUGUAAGCUUCGAAGUUCGUGUUUGUCGUCGCGUAAAUGUGGGUCAUCGUCGGCAGCUGAGAUUUUUCCCACAGGAGAAGAUUACCGCAAGCUAUUCCACCACGACGACCACAGCUGAGACUUGACCAUUCGCGAAGGAGAGAGAGAGAGUGGGUAAAAAAGAAGAUUCACACAUGCUCUACCGCCGCUACACUGCACUGCCCAAGACUCUCUAGCUCGGCAUAAGCCGCGAUUUACUAAGUCCACACACAUAUCCAUCUCUCAACUCUCAACUAAACGCCUGUGACUGUGGCCUGUGCAAGCUGCUGCAAACAAAUAUCGGUCGGUUGAAGCUUCUCAGUAUUACCUACGGAUUACGUGCAGAAGGCUGGUCUAAUCAAGCUUGUAAUCAUGUUAUUCAUGUGUCACCAGAUGGCGAUGGAGCAUGAGUCCAAGCAGAAAGCCGCUGGCGGCGGAACCAGCCCUGGCACUUCCGCAGCCCAGACACCAACGGCAGCCGGCGAAAUUAUUCGUGACUCGAACGUGCCAAUCAUCUGGGUGCUGGGCGGUCCCGGCUGCGGCAAGGGCACCCAGUGCGAGAAAAUCGUGGCCAAGUACAACUUUUCGCACUUUAGCACCGGCGAUCUGCUGCGCGAUGAGGUCGCGUCCGGCUCGGACCAGGGCAAGGAGCUGCAGGAGAUGAUGAAGAAGGGCCUGCUGGUGUCGAACGAAACCGUGCUGAAGCUGCUGGAGGCGGCCAUGACGAAGGCGCUCGGCGGCACCGUCGGCUAUCUGAUCGAUGGCUACCCUCGUGAGCCUGCCCAGGGACCGGAAUUUGAAAAGUUCAUCGCGCCGGUGGACAUCGUUCUGUACUUUGAAUGUUCGAACGAAACGCUGGUGGCCCGUAUCAUGAAGCGCGCCUCCGAAUCGGCCACGGUUCGUGCCGACGACAACGAGGAAACGCUCAAGACCCGAAUUGCCACCUUUCGGGAGAACACCGAAAAGAUUCUGGUUCAGUACCCGACCCAGCUGCGACGAAUCAACGCCGAACGUGCCCCGGAGGAGAUUUUCGCCGAAGUGGAAAAGUCCAUCGACGAGCUGCUCGCCAAGAAGGGUAAAAAGGCCUAAGUUGCGCAACCAAACUCGACCUAAAUAAAUUUAAAUGUAACCAACCAAACCAUCACAACAAUUUUAAAAACCACAAACACGGGUGCUGCUGCUGGAGUUUCAUUGGUGCACAAAGUGCUGAGUUGCACCAGCUUUUGAGAAACGUUACACAAUAAGCGAGCUACAGUUAAACUUUACUCACAUUUUACGAAAGUUUUGAUAAUCCUAAGGCAAUCUAAGACGCGCUUACAGAAAGCAAGGCCAACCGUUUUGAAAUAAAUAAAACAAAAUCGCACGAAAGUGAAAAAACAAUAAUCGGUUUUUUAGCGUAGCGAAAAUUCUACAUUCAGUGUAACUCUAGUGUAUAUUGAAGUCGUACGGAUUCUAUUGAUGUAAGCAAUAUGAGAAUUACCAAAGAUUACCAUUUAUUUAUGUUAGCUUGUUGACUCUAAUAAAGCAAAAUUUAAAUGUG
Culex pipiens pallens (northern house mosquito) is the source of this 1699-nucleotide messenger RNA. It is a transcript of the gene Ak1, whose product is annotated as adenylate kinase isoenzyme 1. The coding region runs from base 532 to 1248 and encodes 238 amino acids. Gene Ontology annotation, molecular function: ATP binding; AMP kinase activity. Gene Ontology annotation, cellular component: cytosol; cytoplasm. The record is from RefSeq and is a predicted model, not a curated record. The transcript is spliced from 7 exons. Gene Ontology annotation, biological process: nucleoside triphosphate biosynthetic process. Lineage: Eukaryota; Metazoa; Arthropoda; Insecta; Diptera; Culicidae.